This is a messenger RNA of Cynara cardunculus var. scolymus (artichoke), 1472 nucleotides long. Its product is annotated as multiple organellar RNA editing factor 8, chloroplastic/mitochondrial-like. Gene Ontology annotation, biological process: cytidine to uridine editing; mitochondrial mRNA modification. NCBI's taxonomy places the organism in Eukaryota, Viridiplantae, Streptophyta, Magnoliopsida, Asterales, Asteraceae. Bases 33 to 1295 code for a protein of 420 amino acids. The record is from RefSeq and is a predicted model, not a curated record. The transcript has 5 exons. Gene Ontology annotation, cellular component: mitochondrion.
CCGGAAGCAAAAGAGCACUCAAAACCCUGAAAAUGGCGACUCGUGUUCUUCUGCGCUCUCUCAUUUCCACCGCCAAUCAAACCCUAAUCACUCGCUUCUACACCACCACCUCCUCCCCCGUCCUCCGCAUCCGUCCUCUUGUCGCUGCCGCCAACAAUCUUCGCCAUUGCUCACUUGUUGCUACCAGGAGCCGUGCUUUUUCGACUCGUCAGACCACAUCUUCUCUAAAUGAUUCGAAUCCUAACUGGUCUAAUCGUCCACCUAAGGAGACUAUCCUUCUUGAUGGCUGCGAUUUUGAACAUUGGCUUGUUGUGGUGGAGAAACCCGAAGGUGAGCCUACUAGAGAUGAGAUCAUUGAUUCGUAUAUCAACACCUUAGCCAAGGUUGUCGGAAGCUACGAUGAAGCAAGGAUGAAAAUCUAUUCAGUCUCGACUAGAUGUUAUUAUGCUUUUGGAGCUCUUGUGUCUGAAGAAGACUCCUACAAGAUAAAAGAGUUACCUGGUGUUCGGUGGGUGCUGCCUGAUUCUUAUUUGGAUGUUAAGAACAAAGAUUAUGGAGGGGAACCGUUUAUUGAUGGGAAGGCUGUUCCGUAUGAUCCAAAGUACCACGAGGAGUGGAUCAGAAACAACGCCCGGGCAAAUGAGAGGAAUAGACGAAAUGACAGGCCUCGGAACUUUGAUAGGUCAAGAAACUUUGAGAGGAGAAGAGAAAACAUGCAGAGUAACCGUCCAUCGCCUGGUGGUGCCAUGGGAGGACCUCCGAAUAACAUGGGUGGACCGCCUAAUGCAGGUGGUGCACCAUCUGGAAACAUGGGUGGACCGCCUAACGCAGGUGGUGCACCAUCUGGAAACAUGGGUGGACCGCCUAACGCAGGUGGUGCACCAUCUGGCAACAUGGGUGGAAUGCAACAAGGUGGUGGUCACCCUAACUGGGGUGCUCCUCGUCCAAGCUACAAUGCAGGCUCACCGAACAUGGGUGGUGGGAUGCCGCCAUCAAACAUGGGUGGUGGGAUGCCGCCACCAAACAUGGGAGGAGGGAUGCCGCCACCAAACAUGGGAGGAGGGAUGCGGCCACCAAACGUGGGUGGUGGGAUGCCGCCGCCACCACCACAAAACAUGGGUAAUGUUCCGAAUUAUCAGCAGCAGGCUACGUAUGGACCAAAUGGCGGAGGUAUGGCUUAUCAAUCUGGACCAGGGCCAAAUGGUUAUGGUCAAAAUGUAGGUGGUGGAAACCCUUACCAGAAUCACGACAUGCCUGGAAGAGAUAUGCCGACGACUCCACCAAACUAUCGGUGAUAAUAUAAUAGAGAUAUCGGAGGCUAAAUUUAUUCUAUGCUAAUUAAUGUAGCGCGGUUGAUUCUUGUUUUCGCUCAUAAGAGUUAGUUUUAUCAAAGGUUAUUCUUGUUUACUUGUAUUUUCUUGUGAUUACAAUCAUGUGUGCAUGGCCUUUAUACGAUGCGUUAUUUAGCUAAA